Messenger RNA from Amaranthus tricolor (Joseph's coat), 4020 nucleotides. Its product is annotated as cyclin-SDS-like. Gene Ontology annotation, cellular component: cytoplasm; cyclin-dependent protein kinase holoenzyme complex; nucleus. NCBI's taxonomy places the organism in Eukaryota, Viridiplantae, Streptophyta, Magnoliopsida, Caryophyllales, Amaranthaceae. Gene Ontology annotation, molecular function: cyclin-dependent protein serine/threonine kinase regulator activity. Gene Ontology annotation, biological process: mitotic cell cycle phase transition; regulation of cyclin-dependent protein serine/threonine kinase activity. The record is from RefSeq and is a predicted model, not a curated record. The coding region runs from base 154 to 1695 and encodes 513 amino acids. The transcript has 7 exons.
ACACCCACUAUCUCUCUUCUGCUCCUUCUCUUCUCCUUGUUCUUCCCCUUCCCUUCAACUUCUCUCUCUUCUCUCUUCUCUCAUCUCUCUGCAAAUUCUGAACCUUAAUUCUUCUUUCUGCAAAUCUCAAAAUUCAAAUCUGAACUCUCUAACAUGAAGCGCAAGAGUACUGAUCAAUCUACUGCUACUGAACAUGCUAGUAUUGAUUCUGCUGAAUUUUUCAAAAAAAAUUUAAGAUCGAAAAUUCCUCGCAAAAAACGAACUCAAAUAUCGCCAAUUCUCUUCAAUGAUUCCACGACUUCAAAUGCUUGUCUCAAACGUAAUUUUUCUUUUAAUUUGAGUUGCGAUCAAGUUUCAUGCAAUACGGUAGUUGAAUCCGCUGAUUUACCUCUAGAAGCAACGUUUAGUAGAAAAAAUGUGGUGUUGAUUCCGAAUUUGUCGCUCAAGAAGGAAGUUGCUCAAGUAUCUGUGUCGGAGCACUCCUGUGUAGAAUCUUGCUCUGUUGUUGUCGCAGAAACAGAGUCGAACCGAAAUGAUAAAGUUCCGACUGAGUUCUCUGCAAUUCAACAUUCUCCAGCGAGUACAACGGCUACUGUUGAGCAAAAAACAUCGAAAAGUAAAUACGAUGAAUUCAUCCUUGGGAUGGUAAGCUCUGACUUGGCAUGCAGUGAAAAUUUUUCGUAUGAUGAAUACGAGGUUUCAUCAGCGACGAAUGUCUCUGAGCUUCAAUCGGAGAUUUUCUCCAGUGAUGAAGUGUUGCAGUUCGAUGUCUGCACAGAAGAGUAUACUCCUAUGUGGUUGAACUCUUUCUCCGGAAGUCAAUUUUCUGAGAAAUCAAGCGAUGACUCAACUUCUCCUUGUUACUCUCUCUUCAAGGAGAUUUAUCAGCAAUUCUCACAAAUUAGCUCUGAUUCUUCAGAUUAUGAAGUAUCCUCUCUUUUGGAUGAUCAGUAUUCUGAUGAACUUGCUUUUUGGAAAUUUGAACGUGAAGAAGAUGAAGAGAAUUACCGUCGAUUGAGAAAUAGAGAACGAAAUCAAGCAACAAAAGCGAGAGACUACAUUGAAGACUACGAUUUUGCGACUGAUUAUGGAGGAUUAAUCCUUGAGCAGCGGUUAAUUAUGGCUAAUUGGAUUGUUGAACUAUCCAGAAAAAAGGAUCUCCAGAGUGAAACAACAUUUCUUGCUGUGCGUCUUCUUGAUAGAUUUUUGACCAAAGGGUUUUUUACAAGUCGGAAGAACCUACAACUUCUUGGCAUAGCCUGCCUCACCCUUGCCAUCAGAAUCGAAGAGAACCAGCCUUACAACAGUGUCCAACAAAAAUCUUUCUAUGUGGGAUGCAAUGUGUACUGCAGAUAUGAAGUUGUCGCCAUGGAAUGGGUAAUCCUAGAGGUUCUUAAGUUCCACUGCAUCUCUCCAACUACCUACUCUUUCCUUGGGUUCUACCUAAAAGCUGCAGCAGCUGAUGAAGAGAUGGAAAGAAAGGCCAAGUAUUUGGCCGGUCUAUCUCUGCUUGACUGUAGGCAUCUCAGAUUUUGGCCCUCAACAGUAGCAGCAGCAUUGGUACUCCUGGUCUCCUUCUCCGUAAGUCAAGGUGGAUCCAGCUUACGAGUUGUGCAGGCUCAUGUCAGAACAAAAGUUAAUGAUCUAACUGAAUGCGUUCAGAGCUUGGAAUGGUUGCUCAAGUACAUUUGCUAAAAACGUCGCCCAUUCUUGAUUAGAAGACUCAUCAUCAACAUUCAACACAACCCAUGAAUUGAUGAACCUACCAUAUUUCAACAUUCUUCCAACAACAUAAAAGUCGCUCUCAUUUUUAUGUACAUCCUCCCAAUUUUCGGAAAGUAUACUAAAGAAUUGCCAGCCAAAGUCUAGCAGAAUACGAGAAAGAAGUUGCGAUUUUUCUUUGCAACACAAAUAUAUGUUAUAGAACCUCAUUUACGACACUAUUUUUGUGUUCAUAAUUCUUGAAAACUGUACCAACUAUUCUUUAGUCUAAAGUGAUAGUACAUCAUGGAAUUUCAACAAAGGCAACCCAAAUUUUGCCUGUUCAAAAGAUGGUUGAUUAAGCUUUAUAUGCCGAAGGCAUGAAAGCCUUUUGAGGAAGUUAGUUGCCAUUCAUUGAUGAUUAUUAAUCAUUGUACAAUGGUUGUAUUGUAGUACAAUUCUUUGUGCUUUUGAGACAAUUUGAUGAUGAGUGUGCCAUGUGGAAUUUGCAAUUUGAUGACUUUAAAGAUGGGAGUAGUGAAAAGAAUUAAAGCAACAAAGAGUUUUUGUUAAUUAUAUUUCAUAGCAUUCUGAUUUACAAAGUCCAUUCUUUGAUAUUGUCCCUUAUCAUCUACUUUUGCUCAUUCGAUAAUAUGUAGUUUAUGAUUUUACAAUAGGCGUCUCAACUGUCAAGCAUACAUGUAUUUGCUAGAAGAUCAAUAAUAUAUUUCCUCCCACUAAUAAGGAUUUCAGCCUGUUUUGACUUUAUAACCUCAAUACUAAGGAAUUAUUUUAGGUUUCUCAUUAUCUUUCAUUCAAAAUCCCAAUAUAACUUUCUUUUCAACUCUGUAACAUAUUCUGCAUCAUUUCCUAUGAUGAUGUGAUUUAAUAAUUCGCUUCAAGAACAAUGUAUGAUCUAAAUUACUUUGUUUGUACCCACUUUUCUUCAUAGCUGCAAUGAAUCUUUCAAAUUAUGCUUUGAAAGAUUGUUUUAGCCCAUAUACGGUUUUCUUAAGCUUACACCUUCUUUUUUGAAGUCGUGAGAGAAACCUUGGGGUGCCUCCAUGUAUACUUCUUAAAUUUCUUUUGCAAGAAAGACAUUUUUAACAUCAAAUUGGUUAAAAUGUCUGUCUCGAUACGCAACAAAGAACACAAUUCGAAUUAUAUCAAUUUUUUCCACAGAAGAGAAAGUCUUUGAAUAGUCCACUCUAUGGAGUGUAGCCUUUUCUACCAAAACAAGAUUUGUACAUAUCACAUGUAUCGUCAGCAAGGUAAAACUUUACUAGCAUCCUCGAUCUUCUUUCCUUUGGGAAGAGUGCACUUCUUUCAUAUUUUGUUCUCCAAAGCAACGACCUCCUCCUUUAUUGUCUUUCUCCAUUUUUUAUUUUAAGAGAAUUUUCUGUGCUUCUGGAAAUAUCAAUAGAAUAAAAAGUAGUAUUAAGGCAAUUACAGUUUUUGAUAAAUUUCCUUCUUGAAUUUGAUCAAAAGGAUACUUAAAGCGUUGGGAUAUAUUUUCUGGAUUAUAUUGGCGGGGGAGAAUUCCCCUUGUGCUUUAAGGAGGUAAUUAACACCUCUUAAAUGCUUAAUUUUCAGUUUUCUCAAGUACUUGUGACACAAAGUCAUCAGUAUGCUUAACAUCUUCAACAAACUUCCUAGCUUACCUCAGCUACUUUUCUUUCCUCCUCAACAACCUCCUGGCUUACUUUAACAACAAUCCUUUCCUCUAUAGUAGGGUUCUCAUCAAAUGAAGUAGAAAUUAGGUGGCUAUGAAAAGAAGAAAGUAUUACAUUAGCAGAGACAAUUGUAAAGCUGUUGCCUACUUACUCUUGAGGAUCCCCAACAAACUCUAAAGAAUAUGUCAACCUGCUUAGAUCAUUAUUAUAAUCCUCCCCCUGAUAUCGAAUUAAGGUGGUGAUAAUAGUAGAAAUUUUCAAAGAAAUCACAAUCCAUAGCACUACACAUUUUGUUAUGGAUUGGGUCUAAACAUCAAUAUUCUUUUUGAUUUGUUCGAUACCCAACAAAGACGCACUUGACUGCCAUAAGCUAUAAUUUAUUUUGACUUUGUUUUCGAAGAUGGACAUUCAUCGUGAUUCCAAAGACACGGGGCGAUAAAGAGAAUAGGUGGAUGGAUAUUGAGGAUCUAAGUGAGUCAAGAAGAGUUUUAUUUAAGUUUCUUUGUGGGAAAACAAUUUGUGAGAUGAUUAGAGAUAACAAUGACUUCAGCCCAAAAAUGCUUUAGCACUUUAUAUUCGCUCAUAAGGCUCUGCUAGUUCUAGAAGGAUACUGUUCAUUCAUUUGUAUAUUGCAUUUUGUUGUGGA